AUGGGUGUGUUUGGCCCCGUUCCCCCUCUCCCGCGCGCCCACCUGCGCAUAUUUUAUGCUAAUGAGCAGGUGCAGUGGCUCUUGAGGCGCGCGGAGGGCCGCUCGCGGAGGAGCCGGAUGGAGCAGCGCAGGGAGCAGCGGGAGUCCAGCCGGAGGCGGGAGCAGAAGGAUAAAGCAGCAGAAAUGGGACACCGCUUCCCAGGGAGGGCAGCGGGGCGUUGUGUGUUUCCAUGCCUGAACGGAGGACAUUGUGUUCAGUCAGAGUCGUGUGACUGCAGCCUGUAUCAGGCCACCGGACACAGAUGUCAGACAGUUCCAAACCCGGGCUUUGAGAGGGAGAUGACGUGCAGGUCGUGGGGUCAGUACAACUAUGAGACAUUUGACGGCCUUUACUACUACUUCCCUGGCCGAUGCACGUACACUCUGAUGAGGGACUGUGAGGAAACCACCCAGGCCAGCAUCAUCAUCCAGGUCCACAAUGACCCGAGCUGCAGCUUUGCACCUUACACCUGCCAACGAUCUGUCAGCCUCUUCCUCCCAUGGGAGGGGGAGCUUCGGCUGCACGCUACUAAUGUCACCUUCAAGGGCCAAAGUCUGCAGCUACCUGCUCACAUCCAUGACCUGCAGCUGGAGCAGAUCUCUCAGUACGUCCUGGUUACUCAGCAGCACGGCUUCACGCUGGCCUGGGAGGGAAGCAGCGGCUCCGUCUAUAUCAAACUCAGCCCAGAGUUUGUGGGCAGAACCUGCGGCCUGUGUGGCAACUUCAAUGCCGACGUCCAGGACGACCUGAAGACCAGUUAUGGUGUGCUGACUCAUGAGAUUGAAAUGUUUGGGAACAGCUGGGUGGAGGCGGAGCCACAUCAGGCACAGUGUCCCAUGGUGCCUUCAGGCUUCCCGUCACCUUGUGCUGCUGUAGAGGCUCAUGUCAUGCUGAAAGUGGAGGAGGUGUGUGCCAUGCUGCUGGAUCCGCCUUUUCAGAGCUGCCAUGACUUUGUCAGCCCGCUGUCCUACAUGGCCAGCUGCUCCAACGACUUGUGCAUGUCGGGUCCCAACGGUGAAGUGGUAUGCCAGGUGUUCAGCGAGUACGCCCGGGCCUGUGCCCACGCUGACCACCCACUGCACGGCUGGAGGCAGCACAUUCCUCAGUGUGCAAAGCAGUGUCCUUCAGGUCUGCACUACAGAGAAUGUAUCAGCUGCUGCCCAGAGACCUGCAACCUGGAGCGAACAUGCAUCGACAGCAAGCUGGCCUGUUUGGAUGGAUGCUACUGUCCUGAUGGUCUGAUCUAUGAGGACGGAGGCUGUGUGACGCCCUCCGACUGUCCCUGUGAGUAUCACGGCAUGUUCUAUCCGUCUGGACAGACGCUGCAGGAGGAAUGCAACAACUGCACAUGCGUGGGUGGAGUGUGGAACUGCACCGAGUACAGCUGCCCAGGCGAGUGCUCUGUGACCGGUGAUAUGUAUUUCCAAUCCUUUGACGGCCGGAUCUUCACCUUCCCUGCUACAUGUCAGUACGUCCUGGCCAAAAGCCGGAGUUCAGGGAAGUUCACGGUCACCAUCCAGAACGCCCCCUGUGGAGCGAAUUUGGACGGGGCGUGCAUCCAAUCAGUUAACCUGGUCAUUGACGAGGAUCCGAGAACGGAGAUUACACUGAGUCACAUCGGAGAGGUCUUCAUGGCUGGACAGUACCGCAUCUCUCUGCCGUAUUCUGACGACGUCUUCCACAUCCAGGAGCUGUCGUCGCUGUUCCUGCAGGUGAAGACGGCGUUCGGGUUGCGUCUGCAGUACAGCUGGAAGGAGUUUCGUCUCUACCUGCAGGCCGACGAGCUGUGGAAGGACGACACGGUGGGGCUGUGCGGCACCUUCAACGGCAACAUCCAAGACGACUUCCUCUUGUUUUCUUGCAGAUCUCCGUCGGGGAUGAUAGAAAGCACUCCUAAUCUGUUUGGAAACGCCUGGAGAGUCUCGUCAGCCUGCUCCCCCAGCCUGAGUACGCCUCAGCUCGACCCCUGCGACACACACCAGCAAGCCGUGACCUAUGCCUCGGAGAUGUGUGACGUCCUGAACCAGGAUCUGUUCUCUGCCUGCCACGAGUACCUCAGUCCGACCUCCUUCCAUCAGCAGUGUCGCUCCGACACCUGUAAGUGUGGGACACCUUGCCUCUGCUCGGCGCUCGCGCACUACGCCCGCCACUGCCGCAGAUUCUCCGUCAUCGUCGACUUUCGAUCGCAGAUGCCCGACUGUGCGCUCACCUGUCCUCCAACAAUGGAGUAUGGCACCUGCGUGUCGUCCUGCCAGCGCCGUUGCUCCGCCCUGUCCAUCCCGCAGCACUGCGGGGAGGAGUGUGAGGAGGGCUGCGUCUGCCCCCCGGGAUCCUUCUACAACCAUCGAACACACUCCUGCGUGCACAGGAGCGACUGUCCCUGCAGUUUCCUUGGAGCAGAUUACGAACCUGGAGAUGUGAUCAUGACGUCAGCAGGUGUUCAAAUCUGUCUGAACGGUAAACUGGUCUCCCAGACGACAGACAGUGACAUGUUGUGUCCGGCCGGUCAGCUCUACCAGAACUGCUCAGAGGGAGAGGACGGCUUCUCGUCAGGAAGGGGUGUGGCCUGCGAGCGGACCUGUGAAUCGUACCUGCUCAACCUCACCUGCUCCACACACGAGCCCUGUGUGGCCGGAUGUACCUGCCCUCAUGGCUUGUUGAAACAUGGCGAUGAGUGCUUUGAACCUGCAUCAUGCCCCUGUCUAUGGAAAGGAAAAGAGUAUUACCCUGGCGACAGAGUCUCCUCCCCCUGCCAUCAGUGUGUUUGCCAGCAUGGGACGUUCCAGUGUGAGUUUCAUCCGUGUCCGUCGAUGUGCAUGGCUUACGGGGAUCGCCACUACAGGACGUUUGAUGGACUGUUCUAUGACUACGUUGGUGCAUGCAAAGUGUACCUGGUUAAGAGCAGCGCUGAUAUGAUGCUCAGUGUGGCGGCUGAGAACGUGGAUUGUUUCGACAGCGGAGUCAUCUGCAGGAAAUCUCUGCUGAUCAACAUCGGCAGGUCCUUUGUAGCGUUCGACGAUGACACAGGAAAGCCAAAUCCAUCCAGUGUGAUUGACAGGAAGCAGAGGAUGUUUAUCUGGCCAGCUGGAUACUACACAGUGGUUCAUUUCCCAGAGGAAGACGUCACCGUCCUCUGGGACCGUAAGACAACCGUCCACAUCCAAGUUGGACCUCGCUGGCAGGGGAAGUUAAGCGGGCUGUGUGGAAACUUUGACAUGAAGACGGUAAACGAGAUGCGGACGCCAGACAACAUCGACUCCCCGACUCCGCAGGAGUUUGGAAACAGCUGGACUGCAGCAGAGUGUGUGAACAGUCCAGACAUCAGACACCCCUGCAGCCUCAGUCCUCUCAGAGAGCCUUUUGCAAAGCGUCAGUGUGCCGUGCUGCUCAGUGAGGUUUUCCAGGCCUGCCACCCAGUGGUGGAUGUCACCUGGUUCUACAUGAACUGCCUGGCAGACACAUGUGCCUGCAGUCGCGGAGGAGACUGUGAGUGUUUCUGCACCAGCGUGGCGGCUUACGGCCAGCGCUGCUGCCACCAGGGCGUUCCUGUGGACUGGCGCUCCCCAUCCCUGUGCCCGUAUGAUUGUGAAUACUACAACAAAGUUCUGGGUAAAGGUCCCUUCAGGUUGAUCACCUUCAGAGACCGGACGACGUGGUUGGCGGCCAGCAGGUCCAGCGGUUUGGUUUUCCUGCAGCGCGGCAACCUCAGUGACAUCACCGCCUCCCGAGUCCUGUCACAGUUCAUGAUGACGCCAGGCCUCAGCAGAGCCCGACCACACGACACAUCCCGGGUUUCCUUUGAGGCUGCUGACAGACCAAACUACUUCCUGUACGCGAGCCCAAGCGGCCAAGUGAGUUUGAACAAGUGGGAGGACAGCGAGGCGUUCUGGGACGGGGCCACCUUCGUCCUCCACAGGAACACCUGGAUCCCCGGCUACGACUCGCUGGAGUCCCACGCCAAACCCGGCUUCUUCCUGUACGCCAUGCUGCCCCGCCUCCACCUGCUCAGACACAGACACACCGACAGCUUCCGCAAGGCCACGCUGUUCAGACUCACAGGUCCCAGCCCAGAUUCUCAACCUGCUCCUCGGUGUCAGUGGAGGUAUGAUUCCUGCGUCGUCCCCUGCUUCAAGACAUGCAGCGACCCGUCAGCUGAAGCCUGUGUCAGCAUCCCAGAAGUGGAGGGCUGUCUUCCUGUCUGCCCAUCGCACAUGGUCCUGGAUGAAGUCACCCGUCGGUGUGUCUACAGUGAAGACUGCAUCAAGGUCCCAGUUGCUGUGAAGCCUGUAAUACCAUCAACUGCUCAUCCAACCUCUGCAGCUGUCACUUCAUCAAUCACCUCAAGCCCUGCUUCCUCCACAACCCCCCUAAAGACCACGACCACCACAGCAGCAUCCUCCAACCCUCUGCAGACUGCUUCUACCGCUAAAUUCACCACCUCUAUCCCUGCAGUGAGCACACACACAUCAUCUAAGUCACCAUCUGUGCCUGAAGAGCAACCACAUCCAACCACCGUCGCCCCCUCUGCAGCUCCUGAGCUCUCUACAACAGUAGGACCCCCUUCUUCACCAACAGCGCCCCCUGCAGUCAGGCCAGAGGUGGAUGAGCCUCUCUCUACUGUUAGGGAAACAGAAGCCUCGGCCACAACUGUAGCAAGUGCAACAUUAAGGACAACUGGAGCAGUUAGCUCUACAAGUAACCCCUUUGCUCCCAGUACAUUCAGAACAAGCAGCGCUCCCUACGCCAUCACAGCACUGCUCUGGGUCACCUCAUCCACAAAGCCAGACUUCCUAGAGCCACUCUACACCACCACUUCCACAACCUUGCAGCCAUCUGCAGCACCUACCACAAGCACCAUUCCAAGACCAACCACCAUCACUGCUUCCCCUCCUGUUGUCCUACACCCAACCAAAGACACUACAGAGGCUACAACUCCAUCAGCAGCAGUUACUCCAAUUGCAACCACUACUAGUCCAAGACCUGAGCCAGUCUCGCAGACAUCUGGAAUUACUGAAAGGACUACUAUACCCAGUGCAUCUACUACUGCAUCCAUAGACACCAGCACCAAGCCUGUCACAGUGGAGCAACCUCCCCCAACAACUACACUUAUCCCCGCAAGCACAGUCUCCACAACCUCUUCACCACUCCCAAUGUCAACACCUGUAGAAACAGAAAGUGUGCCAUUACCCGCAGUCACCUCAGUGAAAACCACAGAAUCUGUCACACCAGUUGCACUUUUCCCGACAAGUAGACCAACAGCGUACAUAAGUCCAGAGGCAACAUCACCACCUGUCACAACAGAGAAGAUUCAUCAGACAACUUCAACUGAACUGACAACUUCUUCAACGACUGUUCCCGAGUCUCCAACAUCAAGCACAAUCCACGCAGCACCAACUACAACUGCUCCUACUUCAGCAGCUACAGACUGGAGAACAACGACGACAAAGAAAGCGACCACACUUGAAUCCACUGUAUCUGAGAUACCUGCAACUACCAGAACAACGACUGAACUGCCAACUUUAGAGAUCACAGGCACCACAACCUCUUCUGCAUCCACCACCACAACCUACUCUGAGAGAACAUCCUGGUCAGCUGCUGUCCCCACAACAGAGAAAACCACAACUCCAAGAGCUCCAGAGGUUUCAGAAUUGUCCAGUGUGUCCGUAAGUUCCACUGUUACAACGAAACCAACUUCUACACCAGUGUCUCUUCCACAAACCACUGCUGCACCACUUUCACCAACAACGGAAAGCUCCACCCAUACUACGUCUACCACUCAGACAUCUGAGCAGUGGCGUCCUUCCCACUGGGAGACCUCCUCCAUCCCUGGCUACAGUCCUACAAUGAAGACUAAACCAGAGAUCACUUCUGAAACUGGCUUCCACUUUGUCACAUCCAUUAAAACUACAGAAAUGUCUGGCCUUCCUGUAACAUCCAAAGUGGUUCCCACCUCUGCUACAUCAUCUGCUGCCACAUCAGCCACCACCAGAACUACAAUUUCCCCAGAAAUCUUAGAAAUUCCUGCCACCACAACCAAUACACUGGUCACACACCAUCCUCCACCCGGUAUUCCUGAGACACUUCUCACCACUGUCUCCACAGGAGCCCCACCAGGUGUCGUUACCACCACUCCCGGACCUGUAAUCGUACAGCCCAUUACAGAGACAACACAUACACCAACCAGCAGAGAGGAGUUGCAAACAAGAUCCACUGCUGAGCCACCUCCAUCUUGGUCUCAGCUGCAGACAACUACUUCCACCGCAGCUCCAAGGACGACGACUAUCCAGGAUAAAGUCACCACUCGGUUGGUAUCCACUGCAAGAGUUUCACCUGCUACAACGACUACCACCAGCACUCAGAUGACCACCAUCAGAACAACCCCAAGAGUUCCUGUGACAGCAAGAGUUACCCCAAGGUCAACCAUCAGGCCAAUCACUGCAAGGGUUACUAUAGCAACGAGGCCACCAACAGAAGCUACCAGAUCAACCACUAUUGUCCCUAUAACUGACGCACCAAGCCCUGGCACAACAACCACGUCAAGAGUCCCGUCUACAACACCUGCAGAGUCUGUAACAACAGAAAGAGCAGACACUACCAUAUCAACUACCAUAGCAACUACCAUAACCUCUCCAAUGCCUGUUCCUCCUGAAACAACAGCUACAGCUACUACAGCUAUCCCUACGGUGACCACCAGAGAGUCAUCAACAUCUGAGAAAACCAUAACAAUAAAAGACACUGACAUGUCACCAUCCACUUCCAAAGCUGUUACACCGCCACCUGAAACACCGAUUUCCACCCAGAAGCCUGGUGUGCCCACUCCCUCUACAACUUCAGUCCCAGCAGCCUCCUCAGGAAGGACAACUGAGCAGGACACAGUGGAUCAUACCACUCCAAGUGCAACAACACCUGCUGCUCUGACGUCGCCUCAUUCACCAACAGAAACAACCAGACACACCACAGAGAGGACAAUACCCAUGGCUGUAUCACCAACAAGGAUGUGCACUCCUCCGUAUGCUGAGAUUGUCGAUGAAUGCACAAAGUACAUCUGCGUCAACAACCAGCUUGUCCUGUUCAACAAAUCCCAGAGCUGCCCCUUCACUUCUGACCCUCCGAACUGUGGCCUGCUCGGCUUUGCCAUACUGGUCAAUGGAGACAAGUGCUGCCCUAAGUGGGACUGUCCAUGUCGCUGCUCAAUGUUUCCAGAUCUGAAUGUGAUCACGUUUGAUGGGAACAGUGUUGCAAUCUACAAGGCUGCCUCAUAUGUGGUGACCCAGCUGCCCAAUGAGACUGUCAGCAUCCUGGUUCAGGAGUGUCCUGCCGACUCUGAUUCACCUCUCCUCUGGAAUUUCACCAACCUGUGUCUGGUGGCGCUCAACAUCACCCACAACUCUAACCACAUCAUCAUCAACAGGCUGCAGAGGAGGCUUUAUGUCAAUGCUCGGUAUGCCAAGCCUCGCUUCAAAAAGUUUGGCUUUGAGAUAUACGACACCGGCAACAUGUACCUGAUCCGCAGCCCGGCCGGUCUCAAGCUGCAGUGGUACCACAGCACCGGCAUGAUGGUGAUCGACACUGAAGGCUCAAGCAACAAGCUUCCCACCAUGGGCCUCUGUGGUUUCUGUGACGGGGACCCAACAAAUGACCUGACCAUGGCAAACGGCACAACAGUGGGUGUAAAUGAAGAUCCGGCUCUUUUCAUCGACAGCUGGCAGGUUCCCAACACCACCAGCUACAUCAGCCACAGCCGCCGCCGAGAGCACAACUGCUCCACGAGCGACUGCUCCAGCUGCCUCAGCAUGCUGCAAAAGAACGCCUUUUCUCCCUGCCAUGCCUUUGUCCCACCAAGCACAUUCUGUGAGGUUUGGGUACGGGACGCGGAGUAUGUCAACAACCAGUGUGUGGCCCUGGCUGCUUACGUGGCCUCUUGCCACAAAUUCAACAUCUGCAUCGAGUGGAGGAGUCCAGAUUACUGCCCCUUCCUGUGUCCCGACACUCUGAGAUAUCAGGCAUGUCUUCCCACCUGCACGUCUCAGUCCUGCCCAAACCACGACUAUGACUCAGACCCAGACCAGUGUUCAGGCCUGACGGAGGGCUGCGUCUGCCCGGAGGGAACUCUCCUCCAUCGGCCGUACUCCGCCCUCUGCAUCUCACCUGAGAAGUGUGCCUGCACUGACAGCUCAGGUGUUCCUCAUGCACACGGUGAGAUCUGGAAAGCCUCGAAGGACGCCUGCUGCAUGUACCGCUGCGACAACGACACCAUCGUUCCCAUUGAGUACAACUGUUCCAACGUAGCCGCCCCCGUGUGCCAAAGAGCAGGAGAGGUGAUCAUCAGCCUCGCUGACGACACCAGCUGCUGCCCACGGAGAGUCUGCGUGUGUAACCAGAGUCUGUGUGAGCUGCUCCCUCCUGAGUGUAAGUACGGGGAGAAACUGGUGUCGUACUACAGACAGGACUCGUGCUGCCCGGACUACGUGUGCGAGUGUGAUCCCGACCUCUGCGAGUCCGAUAUUCCCGCCUGCAGAGAGGACCAGACUGUGAUCGCCACCCGAGCCGACGGCAGCUGCUGCCUCGCCCACAUCUGCAUGUGUUCUUCCUGUGCGGAGACGCCUCCUCGCUGUCAGGAUGGCGAGGUGCUGACGGUGGACGGUAACACCACAGACCACUGCUGCCCCGCCUACCAGUGUGUGUGUGAGCCCUACAGGUGUCCUCAGCUGACUUGUCCUGUCGGGAUGUCGGUGUCGUCCGUCUCCACUCCGGGUCGCUGCUGUCCCAGCCAAUCAUGUGAGUGUUCCUGUGAAAAGAUCACCUCCCCAAAAUGCGGCCUGGGAGAGGCUGCACAGCUGGACCGAGCCUUCCUGUCCGACCCUCAGAACCAGUGUGCCUGCAAAAGAUACAAGUGUGUGCGUGAGGCGGUGUGUGUGUUUGGAGAGCGAAGCGUGUUGCGGCCGGGUCAGACUCUGGUGGAGCACGAUGAGGACGGAUUGUGUCACAGCAGGCAGUGCAGCCGCAGCCUCGACCCGGCGAGCGGCUUCCACCUGCUACGCACCAGCAGCAUCAACUGCUCCGCCCACUGCCGACCAAAUCAGAUGUACAUCCCCCCGAAGGAUCAGUCGACGUGCUGCGGAGUGUGUAAGAAUAUUUCCUGCCUCUAUGAACAUGAGAAUGGGACAGCAGUUCUCUAUAAGCCGGGGAGGUCGUGGGUUUCAAACUGCAUGAAGUUCGACUGCACUGACACUUUAUCUGGACCCACACUCAUCUCCUACUCCUUCAGCUGCCCGCCUUUUAAUGAAACAGAGUGUAUGAAGAUCGGUGGAACUGUCGUAAGUUAUAUGGACGGAUGCUGCAAGACAUGUACUGGAUUCUCUCUGUUCCCUUUCCCCACUAGCCCCCUGACUCCCACAGUUAACACAAACUGUGAACGAGGCAAAGAAGACGGGAAGUCUUGUCAGAAGGUCACAGUGAGGAUGACGAUCAGAAAGAACGACUGUCGCAGCAACAGGCCGGUGAACAUCGUGUCAUGUGAUGGAAAGUGUCCGUCUGCCAGCAUCUACAACUACAACAUCAACACAUACGCUCGCUUCUGCAAGUGCUGCAGGGAGACGGGGCUGCAGCGGCGCUCCGUGCAACUUUACUGUAGCAGCAAUUCAACGUGGGUCAGCUACACGAUCCAGGAGCCGACAGACUGCUCCUGCCAAUGGUCCUAAACACAUACACACGCAAACACACACAUAUAUACACACACACUGUUUAUAGUUACAUGCAGUUAAACUGUAAGAUAUUGGAGAGGAAGAAAAGAAACAUUGAACAGCCAUGUUGCUUUAAAGGGUUCAGAGUGUGAAAAACUGAGCUGUGAUUGGCAGGAGUGCAUGACUGACUGGUUCUUGAUCUAACAGUCGUGGGUCCUGCUGCCUCUGCUGGCAGGUAGGUGGUAUUGUGGUGUAAACAAUGGGUCGUUUUUACUCAGCAGGCAGCUGGAGAUCCUUUGAUAUUAACCUCCCUAGUGAAAUUAAAAAAAGGGUCACAAAGAUAAGAUAGCGGCCUACUUAUGUAUUUUUUUAUACAGCACUUGGUUGUUAUGACGUUCAGCAGAUUUCUUGCUGAUGAUGUCCGAUAAAAAUCAGAUUCAGAUUAUUUAAGUUGUUGGUAACACUUAAAAUGAAGGAAAUAAUAUUCACCAUUGACUAAUUGCUUAUUAUCAUGCUAAUUAGUAGCAUGGUGCAGUGGUUAGCGCUGUUCCCUCACAGCAAGGAGAUUCUCUGAGUGGAGUUUGCAUGUUCUCCCCUUGCAUGAGUGGGUACUCGGCUUCCUCCCACAGUCCAAAGACAUGCUCAUUAGGUUAAUUGGAGACUCUAAAAUUGUCAGUAGGUGUGAAUGUGAUUGUGGCUGGUUGUCGUCUCUGUAUGUCAGCCCUGUUAUUGACAGGUGAACAGUCCAGGGUGUAGCCCGCCUUUCGCCAAAUGACAGCUGGGAUCGGCUCCAGGUACUAGUAAUUGUUUAAUAAUGACUAAUAAGCAGCUAGCAUGCUACUAAUUAGCAUGCUAAUAAGCAACUAGUUCAUGUUGAAUAUGUUGACCUUUAUUUAAAGUGUUACCAAGUCGUUUAAUGUGCUCAUAAUACUUAACUAUUAUCAAACUUAUAAUUGACACAUUUAGAAACACGCUGCAGAUUGAGCUCAGAUGUUUUACUUUCCUGCCACUCCUCCACGUACCUGCCAGCCGUUAAAGAAAAUGUCUAGCAGAGUCAAAGAGUAAGAGGCGAUAUUUUGUGUGGGAACUUGGUGUUUAUUGGCUGAGAAGUGAAAGAUUUGAAAAUGAUUUUUUUGUGAAACAGACGAUCCCUUCAGAGAGUCGCAUGGUGACCCUGAACCGCGUGCGUUGUGCCGUCUUUUUGUAAAUAACUUUCUUUACUGUCUUUGAGAAAUCAUUUGAAAUGUAAAAUUCUUCUAUUUUUCACUUCUAGAGAGGUAACGAUCAACUGUACACAGAGUAAUCUGAAAUGUACUUUUACAUAAUCAAUACUAGCAAAGCUUUAUUCGUUGAUUGACUUCCAGCUGUAUGUGGAGCACUUUAUUUAUUUAUUGGAGUUUGAUAGAGCACAGCCGUUCUGAUUUUGUAAACAAAGAGAGGACAUCUUUUUUUUCUCUCUUGUUGGGUCACAAAGAAAACAAACAGAUGCAACACGAUCCCGGGAAAUAUUCGACACAUGUUUCUCUGUCAACAAACAUUUGUUAAUGUUAAUCCCACUUUGAUAGUAAAGAGGAUUUGUAUCAUACAAAUGUACAUUUGCAUUUUCAAUAAAUAUUUUCUUUGGAAAA
Labrus mixtus (cuckoo wrasse) is the source of this 11351-nucleotide messenger RNA. RefSeq names its product otogelin (gene otog). Bases 1 to 9741 code for a protein of 3246 amino acids. The record is from RefSeq and is a predicted model, not a curated record. Gene Ontology annotation, molecular function: alpha-L-arabinofuranosidase activity; protein binding. The transcript is spliced from 55 exons. NCBI's taxonomy places the organism in Eukaryota, Metazoa, Chordata, Actinopteri, Labriformes, Labridae. Gene Ontology annotation, cellular component: extracellular matrix. Gene Ontology annotation, biological process: L-arabinose metabolic process.